Tachyglossus aculeatus (Australian echidna) is the source of this 1177-nucleotide messenger RNA. It is a transcript of the gene GAMT, whose product is annotated as guanidinoacetate N-methyltransferase. Gene Ontology annotation, cellular component: nucleus; cytoplasm. The record is from RefSeq and is a predicted model, not a curated record. Gene Ontology annotation, molecular function: guanidinoacetate N-methyltransferase activity. Gene Ontology annotation, biological process: creatine biosynthetic process. Bases 187 to 897 code for a protein of 236 amino acids. The transcript has 6 exons. NCBI's taxonomy places the organism in Eukaryota, Metazoa, Chordata, Mammalia, Monotremata, Tachyglossidae.
CUCUCUCCCUCCCCCCAACCUUGUCCAGAAGCAACCUCUGUCCUGCGAGCCCCAGUUUGCAGGCUCAGCCUUCUGUCAGUGGUUGGUUAGAAAGCUCCCGGGCGGACCCCCCGACCCUCUGUCUUUCUAGCUCCUGCCGGACUGAUUCCAGAAGAGGAAUUGGAAGGAAAAGAAGCGGAGGGAGGCAUGAGUACCGAGUCGAUGCAGCCGAUCUUCCUCCAGGGAGAGGAUUGCAAGCCAGUCUGGAAGGAGGCCCAGGCAGGCUUCGAUUCCAGCAAUUGCCACCUGCAAAUCCUGGGCAAGCCAGUGAUGGAGCGCUGGGAAACACCAUACAUGCAUUCUCUGGCUGCUGUGGCCUCCUCUAAAGGGGGCCGGGUGCUGGAGGUUGGCUUUGGCCUGGCCAUCGCAGCCAGCAAGGUGGAAGAGGCCGAUAUCAAGGAGCACUGGAUCAUUGAGUGCAACGAAGACGUCUUCCAGCGGCUGAAAGCCUGGGCUUCACAGCAGCCCCACAAGGUCGUUCCCUUGAAAGGACUAUGGGAAGAGGUGGUGCCCACGCUGCCUGAUGGACAUUUUGACGGAAUUCUCUAUGACACCUAUCCGCUCUCAGAAGAGACCUGGCAUACUCACCAGUUCAACUUCAUCAAGAAUCACGCCUUCCGCCUGCUGAAACCCGGUGGGGUUCUCACCUACUGUAACCUGACAUCCUGGGGAGAGCUGCUCAAAUCUCAGUACAAGGACAUCGAGAAGAUGUUUGAGGACACCCAGAUGGCAGCCCUGGUGGAGGCGGGGUUCAAGAAGGAGAAUAUCAGCACAACAGUGAUGGACCUCAUCCCUCCAGCUGACUGCCGCUACUACUCCUUCCCCAAGAUGAUCACCCCCAUUAUCAUCAAACAGUGACAGCCUUCCACCCCUCCCCACAAACCCCCUUAAUCCACUCCAAGGCCUCCGAAGAAAGGUGGGGAAGGGAGGUGAAUUUCCAAUUUGUUUCCAAUCACUACUAAUCAUCCCCCUGCCCCGUCCCUGCUUCCUCCACCCAUCCAAGCUGAGAGGGGAGGUCAUUGAGGCCUGAGGCAGGCCAACUGUUUCUAGUCUGGAUUUUCCCACCCCCACUGGUUUCUAGUCACAUGGUGACUGGGAAAAGAAGGGGUAGUGGGUUGAGUGCCAGCUCUGCUUGCUG